Molecule: messenger RNA, 1836 nt
Organism: Panonychus citri (citrus red mite)
Lineage: Eukaryota; Metazoa; Arthropoda; Arachnida; Trombidiformes; Tetranychidae
Product: myosin-11-like
Exons: 2
Coding region: 1-1836 (611 amino acids)
Source: RefSeq, a predicted model, not a curated record
AUGUCGAGUCAAUCUGAUGAAUAUUAUAUUGAAGCUGUUUCCAACGCUUCUAUGGAUCUUUUCCCUGAAAAUACUCUGACUAAAUUUACUAAUCGAUUGCAUCAUCCAAUCAAUCUAAUAGGAGAAUGGGUUGUAGCUAUCCAUGAGAUAUUUUAUCCCGUUGAUUUAGUGAUUGAUAGAAAAGAAAUUUAUCUCACUUUAGAAUUUCCUGAUGGACAAAGAAAAAUCAAAUUCGAAAUAAAUGAAAUUGAUGGUUUAGAAGGUGUGAUUCAUAACAUCAACACAAGAUUAAAAGAAAUUUAUGAUGAAGUGAUUUCCGUUAUUCCAGCAAAAAUUGCUAAAAGAGAAAGUGAUAAAUUUGAUCCAACAGACGAUACAAAAAUGGAUACAUUAAAACUUCUCGCUAUUACAGAUGAAGAAAUGGAAGCGAUGGGAUCAAAUGUCUAUCGAAGAAAAAUUCAAAGUUUAAUUGGUCGAAUCGCAGCGGAAAUUGAGAAAGAAGAGGAGGUUAAGAAACAAAAAAUUCUCGAAAUGAAUCAUAAGAAAACUAUUCAACAAUUAAAACAACGUAUCGAAAUCGAAGAGCAACUUGAAGAAAAAAAGAUUGAGGAGAUCAUAACAAAACCUGUUGAAGAGUUGAAAAAAGUUAAUGAAAAGUUAGAUGAGAUUAUAUCAAAACCAGAUGAAGAGUUGAAAAAAUUAAAUGAAAAAUUAGAUGUUAUUGCGUCAAAGCCCGAAGAAGAUUUGAAAAAGGCUCAUGCUAAAUUGGAUAUUUUAUUAGCAUCAUCAGGUUCCAAUCCUAAAGUGGUUGAUUUACAAUAUGAAAUAGUUCGAACAUUGAGCGAUAUUAUUCGAGCGAAAAAUGAAUCAUUUAAUACAACUCAAUCAUUUGCAUUUGCAUUACAAAGACAAUUAAUGGACUCUGAAAGAGCUUUGGUAAAUAGCAAGAUCAUAAUUGAAUCGAAAGAGAAACAACUAACCGCUGAAAGAGAAAUGAAAAAACUUCAACAAGAUGAAGCAGAUCGACGUCUCGCGGAUUAUGAAAAAGUGAUUGCUGAAAAAAAUAAAAGAAUUGAAGAACUUGAAAAAGAAAAGACUGAAUUAAUAGCUCAAAGAGACUCGGCAAACGGUCAAAUUUUAACCGCUUUGAAUGAGAUUUCGAAAUUACAAGCGGAAAUAAAAGAAAUAAAAUCAAUUACCAAAACAAUGAAUGAUGCUCUUCAAACAGAGAUCACAACAAAUCGUGAACAGGAUAAAAAAGUUCAAGCAGAAUUAGAUGAAAUAAAAACCUCGAUCGAAAAUAUUGAAAAAAAUAUUGAGAAAUUGACUGUUAAACGGAAAAAAGUUGCGAAAAUUAUUGAUAAUUCAAUUGAUAUAAAUGAACCACCAGAAAUUGUAUUGAAAGAUGACCUGAUCACUAUCAAACGAGGCAUGUACGAAGAUCGAAAGUUUAUUCCAAAGUUCGAUGAUCCUUUAAUGUUAGAAACAUUUGGGUUUAGUUAUGAUCCCUCACCAGUGUUACAUACACAGAAAAAAAUCACUGCAAGAAAAACUGUUGAUUUAAAUUAUGGAUCUCAUUUAAUUUAUGUUUAUUCCGAUAUUGUUGCUGAACAUUUUGUUGGUCAACAAUCUGUACGAGUCCUCCGAGUUGUUCCUCUCAAAAGAGGGAAAAGUCAUGAUAUUGUUCAUGAAAGAUUUGUUAAGCCACUUUAUUUCCCAGUAAGAACAAAUAGAAUCGAAGAAAUAAAUUUCAUUCUUGGUGAUGAAACUGGAAGUUUAGUUAGAUUUGCUUCCGGUAGAGUUCAUAUUGGUCUACACUUGAAACGUAUUAUAUAA